Molecule: messenger RNA, 2375 nt
Organism: Protopterus annectens (West African lungfish)
Lineage: Eukaryota; Metazoa; Chordata; Ceratodontiformes; Protopteridae
Product: alpha-1,4-N-acetylglucosaminyltransferase-like
Exons: 2
Coding region: 135-1172 (345 amino acids)
Biological process (GO): protein O-linked glycosylation
Molecular function (GO): acetylglucosaminyltransferase activity
Source: RefSeq, a predicted model, not a curated record
UGGCAGAAACCAGUCUAGACCGUGUGCUGCAGUCUGGGCACUAGAACCCUAUAUAUAUUCCUAUAAUUAGUAGAGCAUCUUAUUUUAUAGGUUCAUAUGUAGGUACUAGGCUAUCGGCCCAAAGUACACUCAAAAUGAAACUACGAAAACUAUUAUAUAUAUGCGUCUUGGUUUUCGUUUUUGCUGUGUUCUACAAAAUUAACUCCUUAAUGGUGAGCGUGAUAUCACCGGGUUUUUGGCUCCGGAUGCAGGAGCACAUUUCGUGGGAGUAUGUCAGAAUCUAUCCUCUACUCAGAGAUAGCAGCCCCAUCACAAAAGUCUCUCCUGUGAUGUUUGUGGAGACCACGGAGACGCUCACCCCCCAGCCCCUGGUCAUCUGCUCAGUAGAGUCAGCUGCUAGAAUUUAUCAGGACCGACCCGUUCACUUUCUCCUAAAAGGCUUUAGAAAUCGCAGCUGUUUGCAAAGCACGACCGAAUGCCCCGGUUUGAAACUCCUCACCGAUUUUCCAAACGUGCAGCUUCUACAUUUAGAUCCAAAGGUGGUUCUCAAAGACACCCCACUCGCAGCUUGGUAUAACGAGGAUAAAAUUUAUAAGGAGAACUACUGGAUUUGGAUCCUUUCAGAUGCUUAUAGACUGGCACUUGUUUGGAAAUAUGGAGGGAUUUAUUUUGACACAGAUAUCAUCAACAUUAAAAAAGUUUCUGAAGAAAAUUUUGUGGUUUGUGAAGAAGUUAAUUAUCUCUACAAUGCAGCAAUUGGAUUUCAUCAACAUCAUCCAUAUAUCAUGGACUGUAUGGCAGAUUUUGUUCUGAACUACAAUGGUGCCAUUUGGGGGCAUCAGGGUCCUCAUUUAUUUACACGGGUGAUGACAAAAUCAUGUCCUAUUCCAAAUUACAGUAAAGUACUGGACUUUUCUUGUGAUAUCAGAAAUGUGACGAUCAUGCACCAAUUCCGCUUUUAUCCAAUUCACUGGACCCAGUGGGGAAAAUAUUUUGAAGUCUGGAAAGAAACUCCAACUUUUGGAGAUUCCUAUGGCUUGCAUUUAUGGAAUUACAUGAAUCGGGAAGCAAAGAAGAGGGUUGUUUUGGAAAGCAACACCUUGGUGGAAAAUCUUUUUAUUAAGUACUGCCCAAGUACUUAUGACAUCCUUGUAAAAAAAGCAAAUGGUUAACUAUGACUGAAAUGUGUGCACAUCUCACUGAUUUAGGGACCCUACUGUGGAACCAAAUAUUCCUUAAACAGUAAUUAUUAGCAGCAACGGUUGAGUGCUUAUACAUGGGUCAGUCUGUAUGAAUGUUUUGUGCAGAACUGUUUGAUUUAUACAUUUACUGAUAUUCCUUCUGUCAGCAAAACGUACAAGGAAAGGGUUUUGCUGACAGGAUAAUUUCCUAAAAAGUAUUAGGAAGGGCUACUUGCUCAAAAGGUGCAAAAAAAAACAAAGCACGAUCUGUGACCUUUGAACGAGAAAUUCAUAUAUAGUCAGGAAAUUUUGUUGCAACACAAAUAAUGAAAACAAUUGGCAGAAAUGUUCAUUUAAAUCAACAUGCUCAGGAAGUCUAAAAAAUAUACUUAAUGUGAGUUCCUUCAGAAUAAUGCAUAUUUACAGGAUGCCAUCUUCUAUAAAUACAAGCCUGAUUUUAUAAUAUUCUGGAAAUGUAAGAUCCAGUAGCCUGCUGUGCAUAUAAGAGCUUUGGUUAUCUAAGGCUUGACGAAGGGUCUUAUUUGUCACAAUGUUAAAAAAAUGAGUUACCUCCAUUUCCCUGCUGCUGUACUUUCUACGAGAAUGACAAUGCAACAGAGGUGAAAGCAAGGGCUGAUACCUUACGAGACAUCUACUACAAAACUAUAGUAAGAAAUAAAUGAAUAAUCGAUUCAUCCAACUCACAAAGAACCAAAGCAUUAUUUAAAUGUUUGUGGGGCAUAUGAAACAUAUCUUGGGAAUAUAUCAAGUAUUGAUGCAAAACCUGCAUUUUUAAGUAAUAAGAGUACAGUGAGACAGUUUAUUUUUGAUUUCUGGGAGGGUGCCUACUACUAAGCAUUACAGGUGAAUCAUCUAGCACCCUUGAUGCUCACUAAAACUGAGUUUGAAGUGUUACAGAGUUGUUGACUGGAGUUCUCCCUCUAUACAACUUGACCAUUAUAUUUUUCUAUGUCUCUAAAUUGGAAAGGUUGUUUGGCUGCUAUUCUGUAUAACUUGCUAACUUCCUGCAUUUACAGUUUUGUACUUUUUAAUUGCUUUGUGGCACAUAUUUGUGGCUUCAAGUAAAGUUAGCAGUGUAUCUUGAUGUGGUUUCCCCGUUCCCUAAGUCUAAAGGUGGAGAAUUUCUUUUUUUUUUUUGUUCAUUUUGUAAAAUAAAUCUACAAUUAGCCUUAA